This is a messenger RNA of Aspergillus lentulus, 789 nucleotides long. RefSeq lists its product as uncharacterized. The record is from RefSeq and is a predicted model, not a curated record. NCBI's taxonomy places the organism in Eukaryota, Fungi, Ascomycota, Eurotiomycetes, Eurotiales, Aspergillaceae.
AUGCAUCGAUUUGUAUAUCUUUUGUUCCUGAUCCUCGAGCUGCUGGCUGGACCGGUCAAGGCACUCAACGCUGCAGGCGCCGCAGAAACGGCCUUCUUCUACCAUGCAUAUCGGGUAGAAAGGCUCUUCAAGAAGGAAGGUAGCCAACUGCGGAUUGCCCCUGAGUGCCGUGAUGGUGAUAAGCCAUGCGGAUACGCAAAGUUCGUGGAACAUAUCAGCACGGAGAAAGCCCGGAAUGCGAACGACCGAGAUCAGAUAAGGGAGAUUUUGAACCGAUUCGAAACUACCGACUUGGUAGAUAUGUCGAGGAAUCUUCGAGAGGCAAAGUUUGUAGCCGACUACGACCAAACUAGGUUGCUCCCCAAGUUGAAAGGAAAUUCCCUAACGGAAGCCAUUCGGCAAAUUGGGAAUAUCAUGAACACAGCCCCCAAAAAUCAAUAUCGAGAAGAGCUUCGAAAAAAGAUCGACGCUUUGGACCUGGUUGCUGAAGUCCGAAGAGCCGACAAUAUGAAGUAUUUCGCCCCGGAACUGGAGAAGCAGCUGGGUCUGAAACUUGAACCAAAACCCGAAUCCACGAGAGACGGCGUCAAAUACACCGGGUACGACAUCGAGAAAACGGCAGCCAAUACGGGCGUGGCUGAUCUUGCAACAAAGGUUGAGUCUGCCGCAAAGGUCUUGAGCGAUGCGAAAGAUACAAAGAAGUUCGAUGAGCAAUUCAUCAUACAUCAGAGAAUCAUUAGAGAGGCACAGAGGUCAGGAAAGUUACUUCGGGAUAAGGCUAAAUGUUGA